AUGGCAAAUAAUUCAUUCGCACUUAAUGAUUCGCUGGUAAUUACACUGCGACAUGAUGAGAAUGGAAAUCUAAUGGAAAUACCAACACAUAACGACGAAAGCGAACCACUGUCAAAUGAAUUUCAGACGGAUGAAGCACGUAUAUAUUUCUUACCAGAAUCAUCACAUAUAGGAACUCGCCAUGUUAUUAAACAGCAUCUGAUAUCGAAAUUCGAAGGUGAAAUUCCAAGUUAUUUGACGAUUAUUGAUGCCUUUUUUGAAAAAUUAAUUGCGAACCAACGACUAACGCCUAUGGAUUUUUCUCACAUGGCUGUCUUGCAACAGAUGGUUGUGUUAAUUCAUCGAACAAUCGUUGUCUCUUAUGAGAAAUCAAUCUGGCUCGCAUAUUUAGGCUGUGGUUUGGGCACUCUACGAUCGGAUACGACGGGCAACUGUCCAAAAUAUUGGCCAAAAAUGUUUCAAACGAGUAUCGAAUCAAUAAAUGGUUUGCAUCCAUCUCGAACGAUCUCAUGUCACGAGAUUCGUCUUAAUCUAGUGUUGACUUAUUUGGAAGAAUUAGAUAGCAGAAAUAGGCAAUAUUUGGAAAAUAUACUUGAAAUAAGUAAAUGUAUACCAGAUUAUGAUCAAACCAUCGAAACAUCUAUUCGGACCUUCAUUCAACAGCAAUUGCAUUCGUUACGCAUUGAAACUGAAAACAAAAUAACAUCUAUUCGCCAUGAAUAUGAGUAUCAUCGGUUGCAAUCAGUUCUCAUUGAAGAGAAAUUAGGGAGCGAUCAAAUUCGACAAAUCAUUCGCCUAUGUGAUUACAAAUAUAAAUUCGAAGAAACGAAAAAAGAAUUGAUGUUCUUAACAUGCUACAUGUCAAGACGAAAACAAUUAAUGACACGAACAAGCAUCCUAGACACUAUGCUUUUAUCAAUUCACAUUAAAAGUCUCCACAAAAAGUCUGUUCGUCAACAAUUUUUCAAGCAAACUACCAAGAUGCUUUCACAAUGCCAAAAUAGAAUGAAUAAGUUGGCAUUACGUUUGCUCAAAGCCGAUAUGGCGAAAACGCAUAAAUUAUUUAAUGCCACAGUAGCCAAUUUACGACAGAGCCAACAUGGCCUACCAUCUUGCCGACAAUUCAAUGACACAGUUAUUAAUACCAUAGAGCUACUCUUUGCAAAUGUAACGGACAGAGUUGAAUGUGUUUAUCAACGCAAAAUACGUCAAUUAUGCGCAGCAUCCCGUCGAAAUCAAUUGAAAUAA
Adineta ricciae is the source of this 1248-nucleotide messenger RNA. NCBI's taxonomy places the organism in Eukaryota, Metazoa, Rotifera, Eurotatoria, Adinetida, Adinetidae. The record is from the annotation of a GenBank genome assembly.